CUGAAAAGGAGUUCGUUCCUAUACUUCGUUCUUGCACCGCAGUCCCGAUAUUUAUAGCAUAUUUUUCAUCUGAUAUACAUUUUUAUACUUAUAUGGGAUAUCUGCUGGUCAUUAUGUAUGCUAUUUUUAUUUAUCCAUUGGACCUCAUCACGGAACAGUGAUUGUGAAGUUUAUUUUCUCCCCGGUACUAAAAUGCCGACGUACACAAUGCUUUGUAGUAGAGCAAUGCUGUAGUCGAACAGAAAGAAAUCCAUAGGACAACUUUUUUUCAUGAUAUAUCACACCAUUAUCAGGUAAUUAUGGGAGAUAACAUCCCGUGCUCCCAGCUAGAUGAGAGACCGUCUGUUGAAAAUGAAGAUUCUGAACAGGUAGAUGAAAAGAUCAGUCAAAUAGUAGAGGAUACACCGUCAGAAGAGGAGGAUGAAGAGGCACUGCCACACUCGGAAAUACUGGACAUCUUUGAAGAGGGGCUGGCACGGCUUGUGCAGGACCCUCUGCUUUGUGACCUGCCAAUUCAGCCAUAGUUGUGGUGCAAAAUGCAACAGUACUGGAUUUGAAGAAGGCCAUCUGCAGAUUCAUGGAGCUCAAACAGCAGAGGGAGGGAGGAGUGAAAUACAUUAGCUGGAGGUAUGUUUGGAGAACAUUUCAUUUAAUGUUCCAAGGGGAGAAGCUUGAGGAUGACAAAACAAAACUAAAAGACUAUGGAAUCAGGAACAGAGAUGAAGUGACAUUCAUGAAGAGGCUGAGGAAGAAAUGACAUUGACGGACAGUCAUUUUCUGCUAUUUUCAACCAAAUUUUCUUGAUCAAAUUAGUAAUCUGUAAUUGAUAUAUGUCAAAUAUUGCUAAACCAAUAGCAUCUUUUUGAAAAUAGAAUGUUUUAUCAUAGUUAACUUGUCAAGCUUGGUAAUUGUAUGUCAGUUUUCUGAUUUGCAAUGCAAAUCAUCUGUUUUCAAAGGCCUUUUGGCUGUUACAUAAUAUGCAAACUAUACCUACAGUAGAAUUUAUGCUAGUUGUGGCACCCUCCAUUUGUCUCUUUUAUUAAAAAGUUAUUACUUUUAAUUACACUUAAUAGUGUAAACACACUUUUGUGUGUUUUAUUUCAGACCUUUACCGUGUCAGCUUGUCUUUGCCCUAUUGGAGUUCUUGAAAAUCAAAGAUUACAUUUUAAGGCCAGGUGGAAAUGUCACCGAAUCACAACAACAUUAGAAGGGGGAGCAGCCAGAAUACGACCAACAAGUCACCAUUUUUACGGUUAUCUUGCAGCCUGGUUGCGUUAUAAGGCCAGCACAAUGGCAGACCGGUCUGAGCAACAGGAGCUGGACAAGAUAUCAAUGAAGUUAAACAGCCUGUCAUUCAAGAAGAAUCAGCUUAAUGACCGCCGUAACAUGCUUAUUGUGCUGCAGGAUUACAAGAGCCAUGUGAACUAUACCAAUGCAGGAAACAGCUCAGCGCAGCAGCAUGAGAUUGAUUGCAUCGAUGCGGAGCUGAGGGAGGUGGCUGAAAAGAUGAAAGAGAUGCAGAACUUGUAUGAUGAGCUUAGCCAAAAACGAAAGAAAGGCGUUAUUCAUCAGAGUGGCUUGUCUGUUUUACCUCAUAGCCCUGAUCCCUACAUUAUUCUAAUUGAAGCCCCACCCAUGACACCAGCUCCCAUUGUGAUCCUGGACGUGACAAAACUCCCCCCGUGGCCGAGCCAAACACAAUGCCCAGAGUGUCGACAAUUCAUCACCACAGAAACUGUCACUUCAAUUGGAAGUGUGAGCUGCUUGGUGUGCAUGAUGUUGGCUAUGAUAGGCUGCUUAGCUGGCUGCUGCUUGCUUCCUUUCUGCACUAAUUACUUUAAGGACGUCACCCACAAAUGCCCUAAGUGUCGAACCUGCAUCCACAAAAUCACAAAGCUUUGAUGGAUAGGUUAUGUGCUGGAACUCAGAAAGAUAAGUCUUUUUCAGGCUCUACCAGAACACAGAACCCAUUCUUGAAUGUAACAGUCCAUAUACCCAUACAGUGCCAUUGUAUUAUACUG
Hypomesus transpacificus is the source of this 2021-nucleotide messenger RNA. It is a transcript of the gene snrnp25, whose product is annotated as small nuclear ribonucleoprotein 25. Gene Ontology annotation, molecular function: protein binding; zinc ion binding. The transcript has 10 exons. The record is from RefSeq and is a predicted model, not a curated record. NCBI's taxonomy places the organism in Eukaryota, Metazoa, Chordata, Actinopteri, Osmeriformes, Osmeridae. Gene Ontology annotation, cellular component: U12-type spliceosomal complex. The coding region runs from base 1291 to 1902 and encodes 203 amino acids. Gene Ontology annotation, biological process: mRNA splicing, via spliceosome.